Molecule: messenger RNA, 810 nt
Organism: Iphiclides podalirius (scarce swallowtail)
Lineage: Eukaryota; Metazoa; Arthropoda; Insecta; Lepidoptera; Papilionidae
Source: the annotation of a GenBank genome assembly
AUGUCUAAAGUAACUAAAAGAAAACAUGUAAUGAAUGAAGCCCUAUGGGAUGAUUAUGAAUUGCCUAAAGAAAAUCAAAGUAUCGUAAAAGUUGUGAAAAGUAAAGGAAACAAUCUUCACGAGAUAACAACACCCUGUGGUGAAGAAUAUUUGGUGUCAAUGCCAACAAAGUUUAGGAAGAAUAUCUGGGUAAAAAGAGGAGACUACAUCUUAGUUGAACCCAUACUCGAAGUUGUGCUAGUGGGUAAUGCGGGUGUUGGCAAGACGUGUUUGGUGCGCCGUUUUACGCAAGGUCUCUUUCCCCCGGGACAAGGCGCGACUAUUGGUGUGGAUUUUAUGAUUAAGACCGUUGAGGUGGAUGGCGAGAAAGUGAAGCUGCAAAUAUGGGAUACAGCUGGACAGGAAAGAUUUCGGUCAAUUACUCAAAGUUAUUACAGAUCAGCACAUGCACUUAUUCUGGUGUAUGACAUAUCUUGCCAACCAACAUUUGAUUGCUUGCCUGACUGGCUGCGUGAGAUUGAGGAGUAUGCUAAUGUUAAGGUGCUGAGAAUAUUAGUGGGUAAUAAAACUGACAGAGAAGACAGAGAAAUCCCAAGGCAUAUUGGUGAGGACUUUGCACAGAGGCAUGGUAUGUACUUCCUUGAGACAUCGGCAAAAGAGGCAGAAAAUGUGGAGAGGCUGUUCAUGGAAAUAGCAGUUGAAUUGAUGGAGCAAGCAAAAUGCAAGGAGCUCCCCAAAUAUGACGGCAGCCUCGGUUCCAUAAAUGGAAAGACUACAUCGGUGGGCGACAGUUCUUGUUGUCUCCGUUCU